Gossypium raimondii (Peruvian cotton) is the source of this 694-nucleotide messenger RNA. RefSeq lists its product as uncharacterized. Lineage: Eukaryota; Viridiplantae; Streptophyta; Magnoliopsida; Malvales; Malvaceae. The record is from RefSeq and is a predicted model, not a curated record. The transcript has 3 exons. The coding region runs from base 73 to 588 and encodes 171 amino acids.
CGAAAGUGCUGCGUUUUGGGCAAUCUUGUUACAGCGCCAGUUGUGGAGAAAUUUUGGCAAAGAGAGUGCGAGAUGUCUCUGGUAGAUUAUGCCUCCUCCUCAGACGACGACGUUUCAGACUCUGAACAUGAACCACCACAACAACGCCAUGAACCACCACCAGCUCCACCACCACGGCGUCCCCCUUCCCCGCCUAAAACCUUGGAAUCUGGAUCGUCGGCAGUUCAAAAGCCAGAAACCCUAGAGAAACUCCCGGAUGCUUCGAUGCUUUUGAACUCUCCGACUGUACCAUUAACGAGCGGAAACGACCACGCAUCUGUGGUAGCGGCGGCGAUGGCGGACAAUUUGUCACGAAAACGUGACUCGAAGGGGAUGAUGGGAUCAGGCUCCAGCAAUAGCACGCCGCCGCUACGGAGGGCCAAACUUCCGAGAGCUACCUUACCUCAUUCCAAGAGUGUUCCUGAUACUGGAGGUGGCUCCCUUGUUCCUCCUCAACUCAGAGGAAGGAGUAAUGUGGUCACUGAAGAUAUCAGUAAGCUAUUCAUCAACAGACAUGUCGCCACACAGCCCAAAGGACCUGAAAAUUAGUAAUAGUUUAUUUCCUCCUCGAGGUAUUGCUUUUUAUAGUAGCUGAAAACAGAUUGAUAUAUCGAGGAUUUUGAUCUUGUAUUAAUAUAAAGAGUCUUUUUGCUCA